Castor canadensis (American beaver) is the source of this 3592-nucleotide messenger RNA. Lineage: Eukaryota; Metazoa; Chordata; Mammalia; Rodentia; Castoridae. The record is from RefSeq and is a predicted model, not a curated record.
GGGAGAGGGCAGUCAGCCUGAGGCCGUGAGUCUGCCGCCGCUGCGCGCCGCCCGGUGCCCGCCGGAGGUGGGCGAAAGGGUGCGAGAGCGCGGGGGAGGAGCCGAGCCGGGCGCGUCCCGAGCGCGCCGCCACCGCCCCCAGGAGUCCGCUGGAGCGCGGAGCCCCCUGCAGGGGAGGAGGCGAGCGGCUGGCGGGACGCGGCGGCGGGCGCGCACCAUGCAGUCCCCGCCCGGCCAGCGCCGGCUGCUCGCUCUGCUGUGAGGCGGCGAGGUCCCCUGGCAGCUGCACCCCGCCUUUCUCCCGCCCAGGUGCUGCCGGGCGCGCUCGCCCUUCGUCCUGCUCUCGGACUCCGGUGGGACGCACGGCCCGCCCCUGCCCUGCUCCUCCCGGAUCAUGCGGGGGGACCCGGAGGAAGAGAAGGCGAGUGACCGGCCUGUGCCGAUCGUGUUCGGGGGGCUCCCUGCUCUCUGAGACGCUCCCACCUGCUGCCAUGUGUCGCCGCCACCGGUAUCUGGCCUUUCGCUAAACUUUCUCAGCGCCGAUCCGAAUCGGAGUCGCGUUUCUGAGCGGUGUCCCAGGGACCGAGGACCCAGGCAGGCAGCAGAAAUCUGUCCCUUAGCAGGAUCCUCUGAGAGUCCUUUCCUUGGAAUCGGAGCCCUAACCGUCCCUCCCCAGCCCAAUCCCGCGAGGAGCUGAGUGCAACCAGUGGAGGCAGUGCCUUCCAGAAGCAGUUUAUCUUCGGACGGAUUUCUUUAAGAGAAAAAGAAACCAACAGGUUGCCAGCCCCGGCGUCACGCAGACUCGGGAGAGGGAAGCCCCGGCUCCGGAUUCCUCUGCCUGCGUUGGCCCCUUGUGGGCUGCGGGAGGCGAGGGGAGGGAGGGGGCGAUGGCUCGGCCUGACCCGUCCGCGCCUCCCUCGCUGCUGCUGCUGCUCCUGGCGCAGCUGGUGGGCCGGGCGGCGGCCGCCUCCAAGGCCCCGGUGUGCCAGGAAAUCACGGUGCCCAUGUGCCGGGGCAUCGGCUACAACCUGACGCACAUGCCCAACCAGUUCAACCACGACACACAGGACGAAGCAGGCCUGGAGGUGCACCAAUUCUGGCCGCUGGUGGAAAUCCACUGCUCCCCUGACCUGCGCUUCUUCCUGUGCUCCAUGUACACGCCCAUCUGCCUGCCGGACUACCAUAAGCCGCUGCCGCCCUGCCGCUCGGUGUGUGAGCGCGCCAAGGCCGGCUGCUCGCCGCUUAUGCGCCAAUACGGCUUCGCCUGGCCCGAGCGCAUGAGCUGCGAUCGUCUCCCAGUGCUGGGCCGUGACGCCGAGGUCCUGUGCAUGGAUUACAACCGCAGCGAGGCCACCACGGCGCCCCCCAGGUCCUUCCCCGCCAAGCCCACCCUCCCAGGCCCACCAGGGGCGCCGUCUUCCGGGGGCGAGUGCGCCUCGGGAGGCCCAUCAGUGUGCACGUGUCGCGAUCCCUUCGUGCCCAUCCUGAAGGAGUCGCACCCACUCUACAACAAGGUGAGGACGGGCCAGGUGCCCAACUGUGCAGUGCCCUGUUACCAGCCGUCUUUCAGCCCGGACGAGCGCACUUUCGCCACCUUCUGGAUCGGCCUCUGGUCGGUGCUGUGCUUCAUCUCCACCUCCACCACUGUGGCCACCUUCCUCAUCGACAUGGAACGCUUCCGCUACCCUGAGCGCCCCAUCAUCUUCCUGUCUGCCUGCUACCUGUGCGUGUCGCUGGGAUUCCUGGUGCGCCUGGUCGUGGGCCAUGCCAGCGUCGCCUGCAGUCGGGAACACAGCCACAUCCACUAUGAGACGACAGGCCCCGCGCUGUGCACCGUCGUCUUCCUGCUGGUCUACUUCUUCGGCAUGGCAAGCUCCAUCUGGUGGGUCAUACUAUCGCUCACCUGGUUCUUGGCGGCUGGCAUGAAGUGGGGCAACGAGGCCAUCGCAGGCUAUGCCCAGUACUUCCACCUGGCCGCGUGGCUCAUCCCCAGCGUCAAGUCCAUCACGGCGCUGGCGCUGAGCUCCGUGGACGGGGACCCCGUAGCGGGCAUCUGCUACGUGGGCAACCAGAACCUGAACUCGCUGCGUGGCUUCGUCCUGGGCCCACUGGUGCUCUACCUGUUGGUGGGCACGCUCUUCCUUCUGGCGGGCUUCGUGUCGCUCUUCCGCAUCCGUAGCGUCAUCAAGCAGGGUGGGACCAAGACGGACAAGCUGGAGAAGCUCAUGAUUCGCAUCGGCAUCUUCACGCUGCUCUACACGGUGCCAGCCAGCAUCGUGGUGGCCUGCUACCUGUACGAGCAGCACUAUCGCGAGAGCUGGGAGGCCGCCCUCACCUGCGCGUGCCCGGGCCCCGACGCCGGCCAGCCGCGCGCCAAGCCCGAGUACUGGGUGCUCAUGCUCAAGUACUUCAUGUGCCUGGUGGUGGGCAUCACGUCGGGCGUCUGGAUCUGGUCCGGCAAGACGGUGGAGUCUUGGCGGCGCUUCACCAGCCGCUGCUGCUGCCGCCCGCGGCGGGGCCACAAGAGUGGCGGUGCUAUGGCCGCAGGGGACUACGCCGAGGCCAGCGCCGCGCUCACCGGCAGGACCGGGCCGCCCGGCCCCGCCGCCGCAUACCACAAGCAGGUGUCCCUGUCGCAUGUGUAGGAGGAGGCUAUGGCCCAGGGACCCGUGCUGGGAGUUGAGGGAGGGGGGGGUUGUUUUGUUGUUUUGUUGCGAAGAUCACUUCCGUUUACCUUCAUGGUGCUGAUGUCCCUCCCCUCCAGGGGCGACUUGGAGAGGGGGAAAAGGGGCAGUCUCAAGGGAGUACCUGUCCCAGUUCUCAGAGGGGCUCAGCUCACGUGUAUUCUAGUUUGCAUUUCUUACUGCCUUCUCUAGAGGAACCCUCUUUUUAAUUUAUAUGUAUUUUAAUUUUUAACUUUGUUGCAUUUUGGCAACAAAAAUUACCUUUGCUUUGUGGGCUUUACAAUCCUCAUGUUGGCAUUGUAAUGAGGUUACACUUGGUUCAGGUUUCUUUGAACUGUGUGGUCUAAAUUGGGAAAAUAUAUUUCCUAUACGUGUGUCUUUUUAAAAAUGUGAACCGUGAAAAUGUGGGCUCCUGUGACUGGGAAGGUGUGGAGUGUGCUUGUCAGUUAACUUCUUCCACUGCUUCAAAAGUGGCCAAGAAGACCAGCUGCUUGUUCCUGUGUGUAGCCCCAAGCCCUCCCAAGGAGGGGAGCAUGAGGUGGUUAAGGCCUCCCCAAAGUGACCAGAUUAGGAAGUUCUAGGGAUCUUGUCCUUAACUUUGUUUAUUGAGCUUCAGGUUCCUUUCAGUAGUACUGUAAUCUUUCUCAUUCCUGACAGAGCCAGCUUUGUAUAUUGAAUAAGUUAGAGAUGGCAUUAUAGAAUAUCCCACAUAAACGUUUGCCACAGGGAGGGCCUAUGGGAUGGUGAUUGGUUGAUGGUGGAUUCUAGACUGGUGCCAGCAAAGGACUGGGUGGUUCUUACUAAGCUCUAGUGAUUAUUAUUAUUUUUUUAAAAAAGGAACUUGGGCUACAAUUUUGGUGAAAAUAAGCCUGCUCUCUUCUUCUGGAAGUACUUAGGGAUCCUCUCUA